AUGAAGCCAUCUGUGAUACAAGUCGAAGCGACGCCGGAAAAACCCAAGCCAUCAUUUAUCCAAGUUCCUGAAUCAUCUCCAAUGACUAAGGAAGAAUCUACAACAGGAAGAUUAGACUCGUUAAGAAAGUUUCAGUUUCAACCAGGAGAUGAAUCUCCUAUUCCGAAACACCAGGCAAAAGUCUCCUAUGAGACAAAGAAGAACAUUCAUCUGCUUCGCAAGAAGUAUCCACAUUUCACAGCAAAAGAGAUCUUCAGAGCUUAUAUCUCAUGUAAUUCAUCGUUGAAGCUCACUAAUGAUAAACUCGCAACCAUGCCAGUCAGAAGUCCAUCAUCGCAAUCACCCUCCACCGGAGCGUUGAUUCCUACAGAUAUACCCAAGCGAGACCCUCCUCGUAUCAACUUACAAUCCAGUAAGGUGAACGUUGGUAAGAAGGAAUCUAUUUCUUCGCGUUAUCUGACUCGCCGUCAGGAACCACUAAACGCACCACAGGCAAGUUCGGUUGAUCCAACGAUCAAGAAAAGAAAAUUAGUUAGAGUGUCUAGCUUGGAAGGUACAACCCCUCAAUUUCAACUGCAACAACCCGUGUUGUCACUUGAAGAAGAAGAGGAAGAGGAGGAGGAAGACGCGAUACAAAUAGACGACUCUGACGAAGAAGUUGAUGGAGCUCAGUUUGAAUCAGCCUCUACCGAUUUUGAGGAAAAGACACUAAACUUUUUGAAUACAGCUGAUAAGCGGGACAUAGUGGAUGUUGCCAAUAUACAUCCAAGUGUAGCCGACUUGCUUAUUGCUAAAAGGCCAUUCGAGUCUUUGAGUUUGAUUGAAGAAGAUGACUUUUCAGAUAAGCCCGUAAAAGGUAGAAAGAAACCAACUGGCGAAAAAAUUGUCGAAAAGGCCUCUGAAAAGCUCCGUGGCUAUGAAGCUGUAGAAAAUCUCAUUAAGCAAUGUUCCUAUUAUGGUAACAGGAUUUCUAAUGAGGUCAAAAAGUGGGGUGUCGGUGUUCAUGGCGAGAGGGGAGAAUUGGAGGUAGUUGAGGUGGAUGUUGAUACCGAGCCCGAAGAUAGUGAGAACGAAGAUGGUCUGGGCCAAAAAUUUAGUACAUUGCCAGACCGAUCUAAAACCGCUCCUCUUCCUCAAAAUACAAAAAGAGUCAGAAGAAAACACAAAGCAGUGGAUUACGAAGAAGAUUUUGAGGAUGAUUUUGAAGAGGAAGAAGAGGAAGACGACGACGAAGACUACUUAUCUAAGAAUUCUCCAAAGAAGAGUAUUACUCAUAUUAAUAACAAGAUAGGAUAUUUCAAAAGAAAGCCCAAGUUAUUGAGUGAUAAAAUCAGCCUGAAAAAUUAUCAGCAGGUUGGAGUGAACUGGCUGAAUCUACUUUACCAAAAUAACUUGUCGUGUAUCUUAGCUGACGAGAUGGGGCUCGGUAAGACUUGUCAAGUGAUUGCAUUUUUGGCCCAUUUAAAGCAGAAGAAAUAUCCUGGCCCUCAUAUGGUUGUCGUUCCAUCUUCUACUUUGGAAAACUGGCUUCGAGAGUUUCGUAAAUUUUGUCCUGAAUUAAUUGUUCAGCCAUACUAUGGGUCGCAGGAAGAAAGAGGGGAGUUAAGAUAUCAACUAGCUGAUAGUGAUUCAUACGAUGUUUUGGUUACAACUUACAACUUGGCUACUGGAAACAAGUUUGAUCAGCAAUUCUUGAGAAGUAGAGAGUUCAACGUUAUCGUGUAUGAUGAAGGUCACAUGUUAAAGAACAGUCAAUCGGAGAGGUAUGCCAAACUUAUGAGACUGGGUGCUCAUUUCAGGCUUUUAUUGACAGGCACUCCAUUACAGAACAAUUUAAAAGAAUUAAUUUCUUUGUUAGCAUUUAUUCUGCCAAAACUAUUCAAGGAAAAGAAAGAUGACUUGAAAGUAUUGUUUGAUCAGAAGGCCAAGACUACCAGUAUAGAAGAUCCUGAUUUCAAUCCAUUGUUGUCACAGCAAGCAAUAUCAAAAGCUAGAACGAUGAUGGCACCUUUUGUUCUUCGAAGAAAAAAGUUCCAGGUGCUUUCACAUUUGCCCGAGAAGCAUCAUUUCAUUGAGACUUGUGAAUUUCUUGAUGAGCAGAAGGUCCUAUACGAAGAGGAGCUUGAGAAGGUAAAAAGAUUGAGAGAAGAAAGAGAAAAAAGGAAGCUAAUUAAGGAUGAGGAAACUUUGAAGAAACUUCCUCCGUUGCCGUCUCAAUCCAAUCUUAUAAUGCAGCUGAGGAAAGCAGCUUUACACCCAUUACUGUUUAGAGGAAAUUUCACUGACAAAGUUAUUAAGGAGAUGUCCGUUAAAAUCAUGAAAGAACCUGUCUACGCUGAUGCCAACCUGGAAUACAUUUACGAAGAUAUGGCCAUAAUGAACGACUAUGAGCUAAAUGAACUGUGCUUAAAGUAUCCUCGUACAUUAUCAAAGUACAAGUUAGAAGAAAAAUCUUUUAUGCAGAGCGGAAAAGUUCAAAAGCUUAAGGAAUUACUAGACAAGAUUAUUUUUGAGAGAGAGGAAAAGGUAUUAAUCUUUUCCUUAUUCACUCAGGUAUUGGACAUUAUUGAGGUGGUUCUCUCCGUUCUUAAAAUCAAGUUUUUGAGACUUGACGGCCAAACUUCUGUUGAUAUCAGACAAGAUAUCAUCGACAAAUUCUAUGAAGAUGAAACAAUUCCCGUUUUUCUUUUAUCUACCAAAGCUGGUGGAUUCGGAAUUAACUUGGUAUGUGCCAAUAAUGUAAUUAUCUUCGAUCAAUCGUUUAACCCACACGAUGACAAGCAAGCUGAAGAUAGAGCACACAGGGUGGGUCAGACCAAAGAAGUUAACGUUUAUCGAAUGGUUACCAAGAAUACAAUAGAUGAGAGCAUUCUGCAGUUGGCCUUGAACAAACUACAAUUGGAUAGUACCGUCAGUGAUGACAACGAUAAAAGCACCAGGGCAUUUGAGGAACAGACAGCCAAGGUCAUUGAACAAAUGCUUUUUGAAAGGGAAAGUAGCACAGACGUUCCAGAAGAGAAGAAUGCGUAA
This is a messenger RNA of Komagataella phaffii GS115, 3030 nucleotides long. RefSeq names its product Protein whose overexpression affects chromosome stability, potential Cdc28p substrate. The transcript has a single exon. Lineage: Eukaryota; Fungi; Ascomycota; Pichiomycetes; Pichiales; Pichiaceae. Gene Ontology annotation, molecular function: ATP binding; chromatin binding; DNA binding. Bases 1 to 3030 code for a protein of 1009 amino acids. The record is from RefSeq and is a predicted model, not a curated record. Gene Ontology annotation, cellular component: nucleus.